AUGGGCAGUGGAGAUAACAUUAGAGGCGAGACUAGAGAUGCAGUGGUGAGGUCCGAGGGUAGAGCGCCUACGAGGACUUAUGCUAUCCGUGCCUGUGAAGAGGUAGAAUCUCCGGACGUGAUUACGGACUAUGGAAGAAAAAUAAUUCAGUUAAGAUGUGAGGAUGGUGAUGUUCUUCAAGUUUGGUCAGAUAACCUGUCUGUGAUUUUGAGGGAUAAACAACUUUAUGCCAAGUUUAGUAAGAGUGAGUUUUGGCUUAAGGAGGUCAAGUUUCUAGGAGAUAUAGUGUCGCGUGAUGGAAUCCGAGUUGAUCCAAAUAAGAUCUCCGCCAUUGUGGAGUGGAAACCGCCGAGGAAUAUGAUAGAGGAGAACGUAGUCACUGACAUUUUGAGUAAUAAGUCGUUGUUUGCCUUGAGAGCCUUGAACGCUCAAUUGACUACAUCUAGUGAUGGAUCGGUCCUAGAAGAGUUGAGAGCUAGACCGACUUUCCUUCAUGAAAUCCGUGAAGCUCAGAAAGAUAACGAGAAACUACAAGCCAAGAGAACUCAAUGUGAAUCAGAGAUUAAGUCAGAUUUUCGUAUUAGUACUGAUGGGUGUAUAAUGUUCAAAGACAGAAGAGAUGCAGUAUGUGUUAUUGUUGAUAGACUCACUAAGUCAGCACACUUCAUACCAGUGCGUGUCGACUACUCCCUUAAGAAGUUGGCAGACUUGUAUGUUUCUGAGAUUGUGAGGCUUCAUGGUGUGCCGUUAUCGAUUGUAUCUGAUCGAGACCUGAGGUUCACCUCGAGAUUUUGGAAAAAGUUACAAGAGGCUCUAAGAACCAAGUUGAAUUUCAGUAGGACAUUUCAUCUGCAAACUGACAGCCAGUCAGAAAGAGUAAUACAGAUCUUAGAAGACAUGUUAAGAGUGUUAAAUGCUAAGCUAACUUUGAAUCGAGAUGGUUCUGUUAUAGUUGAACUGAAAGCUAGAUCAUUGUUUCUUCAGAGAACUCAGGAGUUGCAAAAUGAUGACCUGAAAUCGAUAGUUAAACGAGAACGGAUUCAGAGUGAUCAAUCUACAGAGUUCAGUGUUGGUAUGAGUGGUAUGUUAUAUUUCUGUAAUAGAUUGUAUGUUUUGAAUAAUUUGGAGUUGAAACAAUACUUUUUGUCAGAGGCUCACAGUAGUACAUACUCAGUUCAUCCGGGUAGUACUAAAAUGUUCUAUGAUUUGAAAUAG
Molecule: messenger RNA, 1215 nt
Organism: Gossypium arboreum
Lineage: Eukaryota; Viridiplantae; Streptophyta; Magnoliopsida; Malvales; Malvaceae
Exons: 6
Coding region: 1-1215 (404 amino acids)
Biological process (GO): DNA integration
Molecular function (GO): nucleic acid binding
Source: RefSeq, a predicted model, not a curated record